Gopherus evgoodei (Goodes thornscrub tortoise) is the source of this 3351-nucleotide messenger RNA. RefSeq names its product erythrocyte membrane protein band 4.1 like 2 (gene EPB41L2). The record is from RefSeq and is a predicted model, not a curated record. Gene Ontology annotation, biological process: cortical actin cytoskeleton organization. Gene Ontology annotation, molecular function: actin binding; structural molecule activity. Gene Ontology annotation, cellular component: plasma membrane; cytoskeleton. Lineage: Eukaryota; Metazoa; Chordata; Testudines; Testudinidae.
UUGGCCGGCGAGCGGUUUCGCUGGGGUUAUGCUGACGGCUCCGGUCAGGGAAUUUCAACUUCGGAUGUGGCUGAGCAGAAAGAGCAUAACCUGUAACCAUGACGACUGAAGUUGGCCUAGAGACUGACGUGAAGAAGGAAUCUGAGCAGCUAGGGGCAGAUGCAGCCAAAGAAAAACAUGAGGAAGCAACGGAGGAAAAUCAAAAGUCUGAAAAGACACUCUCUGAAGAGGCACAACGUUCUCCUUCUCCAACCCUAGCUACCCAAAGCAGCCCAAGUAGUCAGAAGAAGGAAAAAGAUCCAUCUGAAGGCAAGGGAAUCUCUCGCUUUAUCCCCCCAUGGCUUAAGAAACAAAAAUCAUAUACCUUGGUGGAGCCCAAAGAUGAAGCCAAGAGAAAACCUGUAGAGGAAAGACAGGCAGUGGAGGAGAGGGAAAGUCAACUUCCAGACGAUAUGGCUCAGCCGAAGGAAAACUUGGAAGAAGCAACAAUUGAGAGUCAACAGGAGGCUAAAGCAGAUGACAAGGAUGAGGAGAAGCAUUCUGUGAACAGUGCUGACACACAGCCUGCUAAAGAAGACAAUAAAGAGAUUGAAGUAGAGAAAGUUGCCAAUGAGCAAGAAGAAAAACAAAAAGAAAAGAGGGAGACCAAAGAGGUACAAACAUCUGAAAUCAAAAUGGAGAAAGCGCCUCAGAAAGCUCCCAAGAAGAUUAAAACUGUGCUGUGCAAAGUGAUGCUUCUGGAUGGCACCGAAUACAGCUGUGACCUAGAGAAAAGAGCUAAAGGCCAGGUGCUAUUUGACAAGGUGUGCGAACAGCUCAAUUUACUGGAAAAGGACUAUUUUGGCCUGUUGAUUCGAGAUAAUUCAGAUCAGAAGAACUGGUUAGAUUCUUCAAAGGAAAUCAAGAGGCAAAUUAGAAGUUUACCCUGGCUAUUCACCUUUAAUGUGAAGUUUUAUCCUCCUGAUCCUUCACAGUUGACUGAAGACAUUACCAGAUAUUUCCUGUGCCUGCAGCUUCGUCAGGAUAUUGCUUCUGGCCGACUGCCAUGUUCUUUUGUGACUCAUGCCCUCCUUGGUUCAUAUACUCUGCAGGCCGAGCUAGGCGACUAUGAUUCAGAGGAGCACAAUAACCAUUACAUUAGCGAAUUCCAAUUUGCACCCAAUCAGACAAAAGAGAUGGAGGACAAAGUAGUAGAACUGCACAAAACACACAGGGGCUUGACUCCAGCACAGGCAGAUUCUCAUUUCUUAGAAAACGCAAAGAGGCUUUCCAUGUAUGGAGUGGACUUGCAUCAUGCCAAGGAUUCAGAAGGUGUGGACAUCAUGCUUGGUGUAUGCGCUAAUGGGCUUCUUAUUUACAAGGAUAGACUCAGAAUCAACCGUUUUGCUUGGCCCAAAAUUUUGAAAAUCUCUUAUAAACGCAGUAACUUCUACAUCAAAGUCAGGCCAGCAGAGCUGGAACAGUUUGAAAGCACCAUUGGGUUCAAAUUGCCAAACCAUCGGGCUGCUAAAAGGUUAUGGAAGGUUUGUGUGGAGCACCAUACUUUCUACAGACUUGUAUCACCAGAACAGCCUCCUAAGGCAAAGUUCCUGACCUUGGGUUCCAAGUUCCGCUACAGUGGCCGUACUCAAGCACAGACACGGCAGGCUAGCAACCUUAUAGACAGACCAGCUCCAUACUUUGAGCGCACCUCAAGCAAACGUGUAUCCAGGAGUCUUGAUGGGGCUCCUGUGGGUAUCACAGACCAAAGUCUGCUAAGGGACUUUUCUGCUACCACAGUGGGACCUGCUGGUGAAAAGGUCUUUGACGGUGAAGCUGUUGGCCAGACCAAGUUAAAAAAUGGCGAAGGUAGAGAUGAGGAUGGAAGCCCAACUAAAAUUCCACAACUGGAAUUAACCCAGGAUGAAAAGGUGGAGGAAGACCGAAGUGGCUUAAUAAUUCCAGCAGCGUCUGUGGCCGAAACAAUAAAGGUGGAAACCGGAGAGGAGGAAAUGCAGCAGCAGGACCUGGAUAAGACCCAGGACGACUUACUGAAACAUCAGGCUAGCAUUAGUGAACUCAAGCGCAAUUUCAUGGAAUCCACACCUGAGCCACGCCCCAAUGAAUGGGAAAAGCGGCGUAUUACACCUCUGUCUCUACAGACACAAGGGAGCCUAGAAGAGGAAAUAACGUCAAUUUUAUUUAGUAAAGAGGGCUUUUCCACUAGCAUGAAAUCUACCUUCACUUCAUCCACCGCACGGACAGCAGAGGGCACUGUUGUGAAAGAUAAUGUACCUUCUGAAAUGCUUUCUGCCUCACCCUUCUUACAACUGCCUGAGAAACUUCCUUCCAGAGCAGAAGGGCCUUGCACUGGAGCCAGCGAUGCUGAUAAGAGUUCACAUGAGACUCUGAACGUAGUGGAGGAGAAGAAGCAGGCAGAGGUGGGGAUAGAAGAGACUGUAGUCAUAGACGAAAUCAACAGAGGGAAAAUGCAAGCUGUCACUGGUGCUGGGGAGACCUGUAAGGUGGAACAUGCAUCAAAAAAGGACUCUUCUUCAUUGUCAUCAGAUAGCAGCAGCAACAGCAGCAGUAGUGAGAGUGAGGAUGAAGUGGUGGGAGGAGUAUCAGCCCAUCACAGGGCAGCUGAGGACAUCAUAAGAGAAGAACAAGAAGAAAAUGAAGAUGCCAAAAGAAAGGAGGAGUGUGCAACAAAAGUAAUACAGAGUGUGGAAACUGUACAAGAAGGCAGUAUAGUAACAGUUGAGCACACGCAAGUUACAGUGAAGGCUUUGGCCCAGGAAAAUGUGGUUGCCAUAAAAACUGCAGAGAAGAAUGUAAUGGAAGAGGAGAAGCAAGACCUGAGAGCAGAAGAUGAGGAAGAACAGCUCAGAAUAAACGGAGACGUGUCUCAUGUUGACAUUGAUGUUGUGCCACAAAUAAUUUGUUGUUCUGAGCCUCCGGUAGUAAAGACCGAGAUGGUGACCAUUUCAGAUGCCACACAGAGAACAGAAAUCUCCACCAAGGAAGUCCCAAUUGUUCAAACAGAGACUAAAACUAUCACAUAUGAAUCUCCACAGUUUGAUGGCAGUGCAAGUGGUGAUGCUGGUGUUCUGUUGAGUGCACAGACUAUAAUGUCUGAAUCAGUUUCUACAACUACAACCACACAUAUCACUAAGACAGUAAAAGGUGGAAUAUCAGAAACAAGGAUUGAGAAGCGCAUUGUUAUCACUGGAGAUGCAGAUAUUGACCAUGACCAGGCACUGGCACAAGCAAUCAAAGAAGCCAAAGAGCAGCACCCUGACAUGUCUGUCACGAGGGUAGUGGUGCAUAAAGAAACUGAACUUGCUGAGGAAGGCAAGGAGUAAGGUCAAG